UUCCUGUCUCAGUACCAGAAAUUGCCUUUGCAAAAUGAGCCAGCUUCCUCCGGAGAGUCUUCUGGCAUCCCCAGUGUCAGAGGGCAUGAAUCCCAGGGUAGAGUCUUCGGACAACUUGUCAAUGGACAGUUUUUGGCUGGAAGUGGAGAACAUUAAACAGAGUGCUGAAGUGGAGCAAGAGGAAUGCAGCCUUGCAGAUGUCAAAGCACAAGAAGAGGGAGAGGCUGAAGCUGAGUGGCUCCAGGAUGCAGGUCUGUCCAACCUCCUCGGGGACUGUGGCUCUGAGCACGACAACAUCAUGCUGCUCUCCACCCUCACCAAGACUCAGGCUGCUGCUGUGCAGCGGCGGCUUGACACCUAUUCCCGAUCUCGGAGGAGGAACAAGCAUCCUGUGCGUGAUGUCAGAGACAUUUUUGGAGUGGUCAGCUCAGAGGUGACAGCGACAGAGAAAAAGGAAUCCAGGCCAGAUCAGCUGUGGCACAAUCAACAGACUUCAAAUGUACACAGAACAGAAACGCAGGAGUACUCCUGCACAGUUCGAAACCCUGGAAAAGAGGAGAUGUUCAACAUGGAUGUUGCCUACUCAGAGCAAGCAGCUGUCCUGCUGAAGGGAUCGUUCCUGUCUGAAUCUACAAAGUUAAAGGACGGCAAUGCCCUAACUAAAUUUAAGAUCCCCAAGGGCAGACUUGGAGUGACCAGGAUAGGAGAUCUGUCUGCUCAGGACAUGAAGAAGAUCCCCACGCUGGCCCUUAUAGAACUAACAGCUCUUUGUGAUAUCCUGGGCUUUGAGCUGAAGAGAAACAAAGCAGCAAAGCUGAAAACAACAGAGAAAAGACUCUUUGGAGUUCCACUCAACACCCUAUUGGAAAAUGACCAAAAACUGCUCCCCAACACCAAGGUUCCUCUGUUACUCCAGGCACUGCUGUCCUGCUUGGAAAAGAGAGGACUUGAAACAGAGGGCAUUUUGAGAGUUUCUGGGUCCCAGACGAGGAUCAAGAGUCUGGAACAGAAGCUAGAAAGGGACUUCUAUACUGGCCUUUUCCGCUGGGAUGAAGUGCACCAGAAUGAUGUGUCUGGGCUACUGAAAAGAUUCAUAAGGGAGCUGCCAGCCCCACUGCUGACAGCAGAGUACCUCCCUGCUUUUGCUGCUGUACAAAAUAUUCCAGAUCUGAAGCAAAGAUUGCAAGCUCUAAACCUUCUGAUCCUGAUUCUUCCAGAGCCCAACAGAAACACUCUAAAGGCUCUACUUGAGUUCCUCAGCAAAGUGGUUGCCAGGGAGAACAGCAACAAAAUGAAUCUGUGGAAUGUUUCCACAGUCAUGGCCCCAAACCUCUUCAUGCACAAGGGACUGCCAAACAAGAUCCCUGAAGGGAAAGAGAAGCAGCUGGCUGAGGGAGCUGCUGAUGUCGUGCGGAUGAUGAUCCAUUACCAGGAUUUGCUUUGGACAGUCUCCUCUUUCCUGGUAGCUCAAGUGAGAAAGCUGAACGAGAGCAAUAGCAAAAGGUACCAGUUCCUUGACAAGCGAAUUAAACAUUUGUUGAGGAAGGUUCAUGCUGAUAAGGACAAGGUGGAAAAGAACCAGGCAGAGAUUUUUAAACAGAUGCUACAACCAGAUAUAUCUGAAUAUCAAAUCUGAGACAAGAACCUUGGUGUCAUUCUACCUUUUCCUUUGGUUGCCACUGUUGGUUAAGUAAGGUAGGUCUGUAGAUUGCUUCACGCAGUGCUGGAUUUUAACUAUUGCAUAGCAGUGGUGCUGCAAUUGGGAUACUCUAGGGACACAAGCCAGAUGGAGUCUACAGGUGGAAUUAAUACAUUGAAAGCUUAAAUCUGAAUGGAACUGGAUGAUCUCUAAGGACUGUUCCAACCCAAACCAUUCUAUAAUACCUGAAGAGCCAGUGCACAAGCCAGUAUAACACCCACCUUUCUGUACGAGUUGGGAUACUGAGAUGACAUCUGCCUAAAAUUUGGCUUGUCAAGGCAGCAUGUCACUGUGGAAGGAGCUGUCAUUUCAGAGAGUGUAACUGCUGUUCAGGCAGUCAAACAGAUGAUCGAUGCUUAGGACUGGUUAGCACUGGUCCCACAGUUUCAAUCUUGUACAGUGGUUUUGCAGAGGAUUUGGGGCUGCAAAAUUAAUUUGCUGCAGAUUAGACCCCAUUAAAACAGUUUAAUGUUUCAUAGAAUCUUAGAAUGGUUUGGGUUGGAAGGGAGCUUAAA
Messenger RNA from Pezoporus occidentalis (night parrot), 2214 nucleotides. It is a transcript of the gene ARHGAP40, whose product is annotated as Rho GTPase activating protein 40. Gene Ontology annotation, biological process: regulation of actin filament polymerization; signal transduction; regulation of small GTPase mediated signal transduction. Lineage: Eukaryota; Metazoa; Chordata; Aves; Psittaciformes; Psittacidae. Gene Ontology annotation, molecular function: GTPase activator activity. The transcript is spliced from 12 exons. Bases 35 to 1636 code for a protein of 533 amino acids. The record is from RefSeq and is a predicted model, not a curated record. Gene Ontology annotation, cellular component: cytoplasm.